UUGUUUGCCUUUGAAGAUCCUUCAAACUCAACAUCUCAACUCACCUGGACUGUUUUACCCCUAGCGUUCAGGAAUGGCCCCCAUCUAUUUGGCCAGGCAUCAGCCCAAGACUUGAGCCAGCUCUCAUACCUGGACACUCUUGUCCUUUGGCACGUGGAUGAUUUACUUUUAGCUGCCUGUUCAGAAACCUUGUGCCAUCAAGCCACCCAAGCACUCUUAAAUUUCCUCACUACCUGUGGUUACAAGGUUUCCAAACCAAAAGCUCAACUCUGCUCACAGCAGGUUAAAUACUUAGGGCUAAAAUUACCCAAAGGCACCAGGGCCCUCAGUGAGGAAUGUAUCCAGCCUAUACUGGCUUAUCCUCAUCCCAAAACCCUAAAGCAACUAACAGCAUUCCUUGGCAUAACAGGUUUCUGCCGAAUAUGGAUUCCCAGGUACGGCAAAAUAGCCAGACCAUUAUAUACACUAAUUAAGGAGACUCGGAAAGCCAAUACCCAUUUAGUAAGAUGGACACCUGAAGCAGAAGCAGCUUUCCAGACCCUAAAAAAGGCCCUAACCUAAGCCCCAGUGUUAAGCUUGCCAGCGGGGCAUGACUUUUCUUUAUGUCACAGAAAAAAAACAGGAAUAGCUCUAGGAGUCCUUACACAGGUCCGAGGGAUGAGCUUGUAACCCGUGGCAUACCUGAGUAAGGAAAUUGAUGUUGUUGCAAAGGGUUGGCCUCAUUGUUUAUGGGUAGUGGCGGCAGUAGCAGUCUUAGUAUCUGAAGCAGUUAAAAUGAUACAGGGAAGAGAUCUUACUGUGUGGACGUCUCAUGAUGUGAACAGCAUACUCACUGCUAAAGGAGACUUGUGGCUGUCAGACAACCAUUUACUUAAAUAUCAGGUUCUAUUACUUGAAGGGCCAGUGCUGCAAGUGCGCACUUGUGCAACUCUUAACCCAGCCACAUUUCUUCCAGACAAUGAAGAAAAGAUAGAACAUAACUGUCAACAAGUAAUUGCUCAAACCUAUGCCACUCGAGGGGACCUUCUAGAGGUUCCCUUGACUGAUCCCGACCUCAACUUGUAUACUGAUGGAAGUUCCUUUGUACAAAAAGGACUUCAAAAAGCGGAAUAUGCAGUGGUCAGUGAUAAUGGAAUACUUGAAAGUAAUCCCUUCACUCCAGGAACUAGCGCUCAGCUGGCAGAACUGAUAGCCCUCACUUGGGCACUAGAAUUCGGAGAAGGAAAAAGGGUAAAUAUAAAUACAGGCUCUAAGUAUGCUUACCUAGUCCUCCAUGCCCAUGCAUCAAUAUGGAGAGAAAGGGAAUUCCUAACUUCCGAGGGAACACCUAUCAAACAUCAGGAAGCCAUUAGGAGAUUAUUAUUGGUUGUACAGAAACCUGAAGAGGUGGCAGUCUUACACUGCUGGGGUCAUCCGAAAGGAAAGGAAAGGGAAAUAGAAGGGAACUGCCAAGCGGAUAUUGAAGCCAAAAGAGCCGCAAGGCAGGACCCUCCAUUAGAAAUGCUUAUAGAAAGACACCUAGUAUGGGGUAAUCCCCUCUGGGAAACCAAACCCCAGUACUCAGCAGAAGAAAUAGAAUGGGGAACCUCAUGAGAACAUAGUUUCCUCCCCUCAGGAUGGCUAGCCACUGAAGAAGAAAAAAUACUUCUGCCUGCAGCUAACCAAUGGAAAUUACUUAAAACCCUUCACCAAACCUUUCACUUAGGCAUUGAUAGCACCCAUCAGAUGGCCAAAUCAUUAUUUACUGGACCAGGCCUUUUCGAAACUAUCAAGCAGAUAGUCGGGGCCUGUGAAGCAUGCCAAAGAAAUAAUCCCGUGCACUGCAGGCCAUACAUUUCAAUCCCUGUAUCUUUACCCUCCUUGUUAAGUUUGUCUCUUCCAGAAUCAAAGCUGUAAAACUACAAAUAGUUCUUCAAAUGGAGCCGCAGAUGCAGUCCAUGACUAAAAACUACUGUGGACCCCUGGACUGGCCUGCUAGCCCAUGCUCCAAUGUUAAUGACAUUGAAGGCACCCCUCCCGAGGAAAUCUCAACUGCACAACCCCUACUAUGCCCCGAUUCAGCAGGAGGCAGUUAAAGUGGUCGUUGGCCAAACUCCCCAACAGCAGUUGGUUUUUCCUGUUGAGAGGGGAUACUGAGAGACAGGACUAGCUGGAUUUCCUAGGCUGACUAAGAAUCCCUAAGACUAGCUGGGAAGGUGACCACAUCCACCUUGAAACACGGGGCUUGCAACUUAGCUCACAUCCGACCAAUCAGGUAAUAAGAAAAGCUCACUAAAAUGCUAAUUAGGCAAAAACAGGAGGUAAAGAAAUAGCCAAUCAUCUAUCACCUGAGAUCACAGCAGGAGGGACAAUGAUCGGGAUAUAAACCCAGGCAUUCGAGCCAGCAACAGCUACCCUCUUUGGUCCCCUCCCUUUGUAUGGGAGCUCUGUUUUCACUCUAUUAAACCUUGCAACUGCACUCUCUUUUGGUCCAUGUUUAUUAUGGCUCGAGCUCAUCUUUCGCUCGCCGCCCACCACUGCUGUUUGCUGCCAUUGCAGACCCACCAUUGACUUCCAUCCCUCCAGAUCCAGCAGGGUGUCCGCUGUGCUCCUGAUCCAGUGAGGCACCCAUUGCUGCUCCGGAUUGGGCUAAAGGCUUGCCAUUGUUCCUGCACAGCUAUGUGCCCGGGUUCAUCCUAAUCGAGCUGAA
This is a messenger RNA of Pan troglodytes (chimpanzee), 2689 nucleotides long. RefSeq lists its product as uncharacterized. The transcript has a single exon. The coding region runs from base 775 to 1593 and encodes 272 amino acids. NCBI's taxonomy places the organism in Eukaryota, Metazoa, Chordata, Mammalia, Primates, Hominidae. Gene Ontology annotation, molecular function: RNA-DNA hybrid ribonuclease activity; nucleic acid binding. The record is from RefSeq and is a predicted model, not a curated record.